Molecule: messenger RNA, 801 nt
Organism: Funneliformis caledonium
Lineage: Eukaryota; Fungi; Glomeromycota; Glomeromycetes; Glomerales; Glomeraceae
Source: the annotation of a GenBank genome assembly
AUGACGACCCUCAAAAGAAAACGAGUUAAAAUUCAAAAACAAUCAAAUGAAACAAAUUUCUUGGAAGAAGUUGAAGAAAAGACAUCAGCUCGUAAAGCUCCAAGAACUCGUAGUAGAAAAGAAGUUAUUAAAAAGCCAGUGACAGUAGGACGUAAAGCUCGUGAGAAAGAAGUCAAAGAAAAACAAAUAGUAGUAAAUGUGAAUGUAAGUAAUGAUGAAAUUCCAAAAACCCGUGGGAAAGGAACACGAUUGAAGAGAAAUAAUAUCCAGAAAGAAACAUUUUAUUCAGAUUCAUCGUCAGAAUUAAUUGCACACAAAAAGCCAUAUUACGGAGGUCGUAAAAAACUUCCGCAACGAGCUGCAACUACACAAAAAAUUGAUUAUUCUGUUAAUCAUUAUUAUCAUGAGUUUCAAGAUUUUUUCUAUACCAGAUUAGAUGAUGAUGAUAACGACGAACCUAAAAGGAAAAAAUCUUUAUCUAUGCCGGCAAGAGAAAGAUCUUCAGAUAAUGAUUAUUUUGACAUUUCAUCUCAAGAUGAUGAAAAAAAUCUUAAAUCUACUCCUAAGAGAAUUCGUAGAAAAAAGUUACCUCAACGUGGAUCAAAAGAAAAAAACAUUGAUUAUUCCGAAAAUACGUAUUACAGGAAAUUUGAUUCUGCUAUGAAUGCUAGGUUUUGGUCGGAUAAAUUAUCAAAUGAUGAAAAAGAUGCAAGUGAUACUGAAAUUCGUAGUAAUAAUUACAAGAAAACCCAAAUAUCAUCUGCUAUACCAAGUACACCUACAUCUAAUAAACUCAGUUGA